Cucumis melo (muskmelon) is the source of this 744-nucleotide messenger RNA. RefSeq lists its product as uncharacterized. The record is from RefSeq and is a predicted model, not a curated record. The transcript has 3 exons. NCBI's taxonomy places the organism in Eukaryota, Viridiplantae, Streptophyta, Magnoliopsida, Cucurbitales, Cucurbitaceae. The coding region runs from base 1 to 744 and encodes 247 amino acids.
AUGGAUUAUAUAAGCAGGCUGCUGAACUCUGUGGGUGAAAAAAUCAAAGGGGUGAAAAUGGAGGGCAACAUAAAUCUGACACACUUACUCUUUGCAGAUGAUAUUCUGCUUUUUGUAGAAGAUGAUGAGCACUCAAUUCAAAAUUUAAAGAAUAUCAUCAACCUCUUCCAGCUUGCUUCGGGGCUGAGUAUCAAUCUAAAUAAAUCCACCAUUUCUCCUAUAAAUGUUGACGCUGCAAGAACUGAACAGAUAGCUUCACAAUGGGGAAUUUCUACAAAAUUUCUUCCAAUCAACUACCUUGGAGUUCCUCUCGGAGUGGCCUCGGUUAAAAAAGCUCUCCAACAGCCUGAUCAAAGCCUCUUAGACCUCCAAAGCCAAAACACUUUCAAGAAUCUUUGGAAGACAAGCAUCCCAAAGAAAUGCAUCUUUUUCAUAUGGACUCUGCUCUAUGAUAGUGUGAACACUGCUGAACAACUUAUGAAGAGAUUACCAAAUCUCUGUUCUAGACCGAGCUGCUGGAAACAGAAAACAAAGAAAAAUGUCAUUCUCUAUAACACCUAUGCCUCUGCCCUCUGGAACAUUUGGUUGGAAAGGAAUGCCCGUAUCUUCAAUGGGAAAGAAAAAACAGUUGCAGAAAUUUGGGAAGAUAUAAAAGCUCUUGCAGGACUAUGGACCAGUAGAUCUUCUCUUUUCUCAAAUUAUCAAGCUUCUUCCAUAGCACUAAACCUUAAUGCUUUUAGUUAG